GACGCCAAGCGUGUAAGCCACUGGGCAUCAUGGAGGCAGAGCAGCGGCCGACUACGGGAGCUGGCGAACGGGCGACCCCUGGGCUGGAAGCGGCGCCUCUGGCUGCUCCGGCGCCUGUGACCGCGGCCUCGGGACCGCUGCCUGGGUCUGGGCCCGAGCCCAAGAGAAGGCAUCUCGGGACGCUGCUCCAGCCCACGGUCAACAAGUUCUCCCUUCGCGUGUUCGGCAGCCACAAGGCAGUGGAAAUCGAGCAGGAGAGGGUCAAGUCAGCGGGGGCCUGGAUCAUCCACCCCUACAGCGACUUCCGGUUUUACUGGGACCUGAUCAUGCUCCUGCUGAUGGUGGGGAACCUCAUUGUGCUGCCUGUGGGCAUCACCUUCUUCAAGGAGGAGAACUCCCCACCUUGGAUCGUCUUCAAUGUCCUCUCUGACACUUUCUUCCUGUUGGAUCUGGUACUCAACUUCCGCACAGGCAUCGUGGUAGAGGAGGGUGCUGAAAUCCUGCUGGCCCCUCGCGCCAUCCGGUCUCACUACCUGCGCACCUGGUUCCUGGUCGACCUCAUCUCCUCCAUCCCCGUGGAUUACAUCUUCCUGGUGGUGGAGCUGGAGCCACGACUGGACGCCGAGGUCUACAAAACGGCGCGGGCCCUACGCAUUGUGCGCUUCACCAAGAUCCUCAGCCUCCUGCGGCUGCUCCGCCUCUCCCGCCUCAUCCGCUACAUACACCAGUGGGAGGAGAUCUUUCACAUGACCUAUGACCUGGCGAGCGCGGUGGUUCGCAUCUUCAACCUCAUCGGGAUGAUGCUGCUGCUGUGUCACUGGGACGGCUGCCUGCAGUUCCUGGUCCCCAUGCUGCAGGACUUCCCCCCUGACUGCUGGGUCUCCAUCAACCACAUGGCGAACCACUCGUGGGGACGCCAGUACUCCCACGCCCUGUUCAAGGCCAUGAGUCACAUGCUGUGCAUUGGCUACGGGCAGCAGGCACCUGUCGGCAUGCCCGACGUCUGGCUCACCAUGCUCAGCAUGAUCGUGGGCGCCACGUGCUACGCUAUGUUCAUCGGCCAUGCCACCGCCCUCAUCCAGUCCCUGGACUCUUCCCGACGUCAGUACCAGGAGAAGUACAAGCAGGUGGAGCAGUACAUGGCCUUCCACAAGCUGCCCGCCGACACUCGGCAGCGCAUCCACGAGUACUACGAGCACCGCUACCAGGGCAAGAUGUUCGACGAAGAGAGCAUCCUGGGCGAGCUGAGCGAGCCGCUUCGGGAGGAGAUCAUUAACUUCACCUGCCGCGGCCUGGUGGCCCACAUGCCACUGUUCGCCCACGCCGACCCCAGCUUCGUGACAGCGGUGCUCACCAAGCUGCACUUUGAGGUCUUCCAGCCAGGGGACCUCGUGGUGCGCGAGGGCUCCGUGGGCAGGAAGAUGUACUUCAUACAGCACGGGCUGCUCAGCGUGCUGGCGCGCGGUGCCCGGGACACCCGCCUCACCGAUGGAUCCUACUUUGGGGAGAUCUGUCUGCUGACGCGGGGCCGGCGCACGGCCAGCGUGCGCGCUGACACCUACUGCCGCCUGUACUCGCUCAGCGUGGACCACUUCAACGCCGUGCUGGAAGAGUUCCCCAUGAUGCGCCGGGCCUUCGAGACGGUAGCCAUGGACCGGCUGCGCCGCAUCGGCAAGAAGAAUUCUGUCCUGCAGCGGAAACGCUCCGAACCAAGUCCGGGCAGCAGCGGGGGCACCAUGGAACAGCACUUGGUGCAGCACGACAGGGACAUGGCCCGGGGCGUUCGGGGCCUAGCCCCGGGCACAGGAGCUCGGCUCAGCGGAAAGCCAGUGCUGUGGGAGCCCCUGGUGCACGCGCCUCUGCAGGCGGCCGCCGUGACCUCCAGUGUGGCCAUCGCCCUGACUCACCAGCGGGGCCCUCUGCCCCUCUCCCCUGACUCUCCAGCUACCCUCCUCGCUCGCUCUGCCCGACGCUCAGCAGGCUCCCCGGCCUCCCCACUAGUGCCCGUCCGAGCUGGCCCUCUGCUGGCCCGGGGCCCCUGGGCAUCCACCUCCCGCCUGCCUGCCCCACCUGCCCGAACCCUUCAUGCCAGCCUGUCCCGGGCUGGGCGCUCCCAGGUGUCCUUGCUGGGCCCCCCCCCGGGAGGAGGUGGACGGCGACUAGGACUUCGGGGCCGUCCCCUCUCCGCCUCCCAACCCUCUCUGCCUCAGCGGGCAGCUGGUGACGGCUCUCCUGGGCGUAAGGGCUCAGGAAGUGAACGCCUGUCCUCCUCAGGACUCCUGGCCAAGCUGCCAGGGACAGCUCAGUCGCCCAGGCCAUCAGCGCCUGAGCCAGCUGCCCCCCGGGGCCCCCAGCUCUCUGCCAACAUGUGAAACCCUUGGGUAAGCUCUUGGGUGCGCCAGUGUGCGCCCGAGGGCAGAUGCCUCUUGGGGAAGGCCAAGGAGACCCGAAACACGGCCCUGUGGGAAUAUCUCCCCAGGAGAUGGCCUCUGUCCUCAGCUCAGGCACCCUGCAGCCUGUCUGACAUCCUCCUAAUCCACUCACUCGUUCAUCAAACGUACUGAGCGCCUACCACAUUCAAGACACUGUGCCAGGCGCUACAUGUCUUCACUGCCAAGUAGAAGUGACUCUAAGGCCUCCGAGCAGGGUGUUCCCCUGGGAUAGUCCUGCCAGGCGCAGGCUUAGCCCCAGGCCCCCGCCUCACGAAGCACAAGUCCUUGUCCCCCCACCCCCCAUCACUGCCAAGCAACUAGAUGUCUCUGUUUCCCUGCCCUUGACCCCACAGGAACCACCUGCUGUGGGUUGACUUCUGUCUCCCUGGCACAGCCGGGCACUGCCAGUCACCUGUGCCUCCGCUGCUGUCAACAGAUAUCUUGGCUCCCCAGCGUGGGCACCCACCAUCACUGCCGCGUGUGCCCCCCC
This is a messenger RNA of Lynx canadensis (Canada lynx), 2922 nucleotides long. RefSeq names its product hyperpolarization activated cyclic nucleotide gated potassium channel 3 (gene HCN3). Bases 30 to 2372 code for a protein of 780 amino acids. Lineage: Eukaryota; Metazoa; Chordata; Mammalia; Carnivora; Felidae. Gene Ontology annotation, cellular component: membrane. Gene Ontology annotation, molecular function: voltage-gated potassium channel activity. The transcript is spliced from 8 exons. The record is from RefSeq and is a predicted model, not a curated record. Gene Ontology annotation, biological process: transmembrane transport; potassium ion transport.